GGUUUGCUUGUUUUCAUUGCCACAUUAAUGUAGUCAACGGGAUUUCCGUUACCGAUUAUUAUCAACUGCCGAAGAUAAAAGAGCCGUGUUGUUCCAGUCCGAGAACUAAAUCUUCAUAAUAAGCCAGCACUUUAUACUAUUUUGACGAGUCUCGAACCUCGACUUCCAACCAUUCAUUGGCUUCACCUUUCAUCACCUGUUUCGAGCAUCCUUCUAUCAACAUGAGCAACGAUCAAAGAGAACGAUGUGAGAAGAUCUCUCCCGACUGCCCCCUCGAAGACACCAUCUACGGCUAUGUCCCUAACAUGGGCGGCAACGCCUUCUUCGGCGUCGUCUUCGGUAUCUGCACUCUCGUCCAAGUCUACUUCCUCAUCCGCUACUGGCGUCUCUGGAAAGGCUAUACCAUCCUCGUCCUCCUCGGCAGCCUGAUCGAAUGCUGCGGCUACGCCGGCCGAAUUCUCAUGUCGAAGAACCCGUGGGACGGUGCAGCUACAUCCAUUCAGUUCGUGCUUCUCAUGGUCGGCCCAUCGUUCCUUGCUGCAGCACUGUACAUGACGCUUCGAGCUUUGGUGCAGUACUUUGGGGAGCAGUAUACCAAGCUUCCGGCGAGGCUUUGGACAUGGCCGUUCGUUACUGCUGAUAUGCUGGGGUUCUUCUCGCAGUGCGUUGGUGGUGUUAUGGCGUCGAUGACGGAGAAGUAUCCUGCUGUUGGAACUGCUGGUAGGGUAGUCAUGGUGUUUGGCGUAUCAUUCCAGGCUGUCGUCAUGGCUAUUGCAGGUAUUCUUGCUACCGACUUUGCUUUGCGUAUGCGUCAACAACGGGGAAGUGUCUUCAGGAAUCUGCCUAAAGACCUUAACAUCUUUCUGAUCUCUCUGACGGUUGUAUUCCUUCUCAUUCUCACCCGUUGUAUCUACCGUAUCCCCGAGUUGGCUGGCGGCGUUGGUGGUCAUAUGAUGCGACAAGAGGUUGAGUUCAUGAUCCUUGAUGGCUGUAUGAUCGCCAUUUCCGUUCUUCUGCUCUCCGUCACCCAUCCCGGUAUCUACGCCACCGCUAUUCAUGGCCGGGCCGACCAUCGAUCCAAGUCAGUCAGACUCAUGGAUCUUGAAUCAAGAGCAUCUCGAGACGGAUCUCGCAGAGCACCUUCAGACAGAUCACGCAGAGGACAUUCAAACAGAUCACACAGAUCACCGUUAGGCCGAUACGAACCACGACGGGAGCAUCGACUUGAGCCUUCCGACUACAAAGUCAGCGGAGAUGUUGCAGCGAAUACGAGUGCCAUGGCAAUGAGAGGAUAUGGUAAUAAAUAGUGACAGUUAUACAACACAGCCAGUGGUGGUUGCAAUUUGGUGUUCUGAAAGUCUCUCCUAUGUCUACUGUUCUAUUUGUGAUGGAUCUUGCGAGAGUGUUGUAGCUUGUCUUUUUGCGAAGGGAUGCACCGUCUAAUGCUGCAGCUUGCGGUAUGACCACGGAUCUAUUGGUGUAGUUGUGGACGUGCGUUUGGUCGGAAUGGCGUUGAUAAAAGACUUCUCUUGUUGGUGCGGGAGCUGCCAUCUUGAAGAUCUGGGGUUUUUGUGGUGUUGAGCUAACCUUUCUUGGCCGAGGAAUUGGAGCAUCUUAUAUGCCUUCAAGGCCGGUCAAAGAGUCAUAAUCUAGGUUUUCCUCAUAUCAGCUUUAUGCUGUAGCAAUUGGUCAGGCAUUGUGGUAUAAUGUCUAAGUUGUGAGCCAGAUGUGUUAUUUGCCGUUGAGACUUGUGGCUGAGAGCCUAUAUCAGCACAUAGAACUUAGCGAUGGAUCUUGUCUUUUAUUAUGUAAUUCAUGGUUGUUUUAGAGAUAGAUAUAUAUAUCAGGGUUGUCAUUAGACUGUCAUUGUUUCAUUUAUGCACCGUAAUACCGUUUGGUCCU
Molecule: messenger RNA, 1902 nt
Organism: Fusarium odoratissimum NRRL 54006
Lineage: Eukaryota; Fungi; Ascomycota; Sordariomycetes; Hypocreales; Nectriaceae
Exons: 3
Coding region: 222-1307 (361 amino acids)
Cellular component (GO): plasma membrane; fungal-type vacuole
Source: RefSeq, a predicted model, not a curated record